UCUCGUGUCUCAAAACGACAUCAUUUCGCGUGAACCCUCGAAGAAUCAAAGAAGACCAUAUUUGGGGUUCAAAUGUUUGUCCACCAACAACAAACCAUUCAAAGAAGCAAAUCAUCCUUUUCAGUACACUCUUUACUCUCUCCCAAUAAUUCCACCAUUAAAAGCGAUAUCCCAAGCUUUUUCUCUCCCUUGUUUAUACCGAUCUCUGGUGAACAACAACAACUACUACCCCACUUCUUCAAAUUCCAUAAUUAAUCUCCAAAAACCCUUCUAAUUCGGGGAGGUUUCUACUUUUCUUUGCAAUGAAGAUAAGGUGUUCGACUAAUUGCAUCAAUCGUCAAUGAGUCGACUCAGACUAUUACAGCUCUUAAUGGGCAUCUCUGUUCUUUACCUUCUCUUCAUGACUUUAGAAAUCCCUGUUAUUUUCAAACCUGGGUUCGGUUUAGUUUACCCAGAGGAAGAACAAGGAUAUGCCGUUUCCCUUUUACCUCAACCCAUCAAAGCUGGCAAAGAGGAAGAAGACGAAGAUGAUGAUUCAGUCGGUGUUUCAGUGAGUCGCCGGAGAACUCGCGACGUAGACGACAAACUCUCUGGUUUAAUCUUCGAUGACGUUGCUUUUGAUGGAAUCAAAAAAGACGAAUUCUUAGAGCUUCAUAAAGUGGCAAGAUAUGCAUUUGUUUUAGGGAAAAAGGUAUGGGAAGAGAUAGUUAAGUUCAACAGUAAUUCCUCGAUUGAGACUGAGUCGAUAACAACAACUCGUUCGGAGUCAAAGAACGAGUCUUGCCCGAACUCAGUGGCGGUUUCCGGCGAGGAGUUUCAGGAAAAGGGUUUUAUGGUGGAGAUACCCUGCGGAUUAACAUUGGGUUCGCACAUAACUGUGAUCGGAAAACCAAGAUGGGGGCAUUCGGAAAGGGAGCCAAAGAUUCGAUUGGUGAAGGAGGGGGAUGGGAGUGUGAUGAUAUCGGAGUUCAAGAUUGAUCUUCAAGGGUUGAAGGCGGUGGAUGGGGAGGAGCCACCGCGAAUACUGCAUUUUAAUCCGAGAUUAAAAGGGGAUUGGAGUGGAAGACCGGUGAUAGAGCAGAAUACUUGUUAUAGGAUGCAAUGGGGGUCUGCUUUGAGGUGUGAAGGUUGGAAAUCAAGGCCUGAUGAAGAUACUGUUGAUGGGCAGGUAAAAUGUGAGAAAUGGAUACGUGAUGACGAUAACCGAUCAGAAGAAUCAAAGGCCUUCUGGUGGCUUAACAGAUUAAUCGGACGGUCCAAGAAGGUUACAGUUGACUGGCCAUUUCCUUUCGUAGAAGACAAACUGUUUGUUUUAACACUUAAUGCCGGCUUGGAAGGUUAUCACGUAAAUGUAGAUGGAAGACAUAUAACUUCUUUCCCGUAUCGCACCGGGUUCACUCUCGAAGAUGCAACUGGGUUAUCGGUAAAAGGGGAUGUCGAUGUGCAUUCAAUAAUUGCUGCUUCGUUGCCUACAUCAAAUCCAAAUUUUGCUUCGGUGGGUCAUUUGGAGAUGUCAACCAGGUGGCGGGCCCCUCUUCUUGGUGACAAACCUGUUUUCUUAUUCAUCGGCAUUCUCUCGGCUGGCAAUCACUUUGUCGAGCGAAUGGCAGCAAGAAAGUCGUGGAUGCAGCAUCGCUUGAUCAGAUCAUCAACUGUCGUAGCUCGUUUUUUUGUAGCGUUGCAUGGAAGGAAAGAGGUAAAUUUGCAGCUUAUAAAAGAGGCCGAGUUUUUUGGCGAUAUGGUUAUCGUGCCUUACAUGGAUGCUUAUGAUCUUGUUGUAUUGAAGACUGUUGCAAUCUGCGAGUAUGGGAUCAGCAUGGUUGCCGCAAGCUAUAUUAUGAAGGGGGAUGACGAUACGUUUAUUAGGGUAGAUUCCGUACUCAAAGAAGUAAAGGAAGUUGAAGAUUCUGGUAGCGUAUACAUCGGAAACAUGAAUUACUAUCACAAGCCGUUACGCACGGGUAAAUGGGCAGUUACAUAUAAGGAGUGGCCAGAAGAACAAUAUCCAGCCUAUGCAAAUGGGCCUGGUUAUGUUGUCUCAUCCAACAUUGCAGAGUAUGUUGUAUCCAAGUUUGAAAGACACCAGCUGAGACUAUUCAAGAUGGAAGAUGUGAGCAUGGGUAUGUGGGUGGAGAAAUUCAACAAGUCAUCGUCUAUAGAGGUGAAGUAUGUCCAUAGUUUUAAGUUCUGUCAGUUCGGAUGCGUAGAAGAUUAUGUAACCGCACAUUACCAGUCUCCGAGACAGAUGAUUUGCUUGUGGAACAAAUUGCAGCAAACCGGCAAACCACAAUGUUGCGAUAUGAGAUGAUGAUKAUACCUCGUAAAUGUGUUGUAGCUGUAGUAUUAGAUUUAGAGGGAAAAACUAGUUUGUAUAUAAUUAUUGUUUUUAACCUUUUUUUCACUUUAAUGUUAAUGUUUUCAGAGCAUGAAAAUGAAAGGAGGUGCAAGGGUUUAAACAACUUAUGAUACGGUAACUUUGCCGUCAAAUAUGAUGCGUUUAGAUCAUGGUUCUAAUAACUCGUUAUGGUGUCAGGGCUUGGGUUUGCUACCAUGUUAAUCCCUAUGACUCCACUCUAACACUUGGCUUGCAUUGUAACGUGUUAUGGCACGCAUGACAUGUUACGACGCGUUAUUUUAUAAGGUGUAGGGUAUUUUAAUGUAUAACUUGAGGAAUAAAUGAUGAUGAUAUAAGGUACCUACAACUUAACAUA
Cynara cardunculus var. scolymus (artichoke) is the source of this 2711-nucleotide messenger RNA. RefSeq names its product hydroxyproline O-galactosyltransferase GALT6-like. The record is from RefSeq and is a predicted model, not a curated record. The coding region runs from base 341 to 2308 and encodes 655 amino acids. The transcript has 7 exons. NCBI's taxonomy places the organism in Eukaryota, Viridiplantae, Streptophyta, Magnoliopsida, Asterales, Asteraceae. Gene Ontology annotation, cellular component: Golgi membrane. Gene Ontology annotation, molecular function: galactosyltransferase activity; carbohydrate binding.